Messenger RNA from Acanthaster planci (crown-of-thorns starfish), 5314 nucleotides. RefSeq lists its product as uncharacterized. The record is from RefSeq and is a predicted model, not a curated record. Gene Ontology annotation, cellular component: protein-containing complex; plasma membrane. NCBI's taxonomy places the organism in Eukaryota, Metazoa, Echinodermata, Asteroidea, Valvatida, Acanthasteridae. Gene Ontology annotation, biological process: heterophilic cell-cell adhesion; establishment or maintenance of epithelial cell apical/basal polarity. Gene Ontology annotation, molecular function: calcium ion binding.
UUAUGUCUAUUCACCUCUGUCAUUCUUUAGUUCAAUGCAAACUCUUACAGGCCCGCAAUGGAAUAUUCUACAUUGUUUGUUCAAGUUCAUGCGUGGAUAGUGUCGACGAGGUUUCAUGUAGAUUUUCCGCUAGAACUGUCGGCAAUAUUGAUGUCGAUGAAUGUGGCAGCAAUCCAUGCAGGAAUGGAGGCACGUGCGUAGAUGGUGUCAACAAGGUUUCGUGUUCUUGUGCUGCUGGAUUUACGGGAGUUGCCUGUGAAAUUGCAGAUGUCAAGGGGUGUGAUGACACUUCUUGUCAGAAUGGUGUCUGCAUGGAGGCGGCUGACGGUUUCACUUGUAAAUGCUCUCCUGGAUACGAAGGUGCUAACUGCGAAACUAAUAUUGACGAAUGUAUUAGUAAUCCAUGCCAGAAUGGGGCCACUUGCAUUGAUGGUAUCAACCAGGUUUCGUGCACAUGCGUUGAAGGCUUCAAUGGAUCUGUCUGUGAAACAAUUGCAUCAAAGACCAAUGGAUGCACCCUUAAUCCAUGCGAAAAUGGUGUGUGCAUUAGCCAAGGUAUGGAUGGUUCCAAGUGUGCAUGUUCUCCAGGUUACGAGGGCGCCAACUGUGAAAUCAAUAUAGAUGAGUGUUCCAGCAAUCCAUGCCAGAAUGAUGCUGAGUGUGUGGACGGUAUCAACAAGGUGUCAUGCAUCUGUGCACCGGGGUUUUGUGGACAGCUUUGCCAAAAUGAACAAGGCCAGGGACCCUCUGAAAACUUGCCUCAGCCACCCAUAUACCCCGCAGGUGCAGGGAAUGUUAUACAAACAUCCUACAUGCAAGUGAACCUUGUCACUGAGUACUGCGUCAAGAAAGUCAUCGUUCACAAACGUGCAAACUGCACCAGUGAGCAUCUGACCGGUGCUGUAGUCCGUGGUGGGACCAGCUCUACCAGUCUGAACAAUGGUGUUUGUGGCACUCCCCUGACCGCCCGGCAAGCUGAAGUUCCCAGAUCUACCGUAGACUUCAUCUGUGACCCUCCCAUGACGGCCAAGUUUGUCACUGUAGACAUUCCACUGUUGAGAGAUACACUGUACCACGACUUAGAACUGUUGCAACGUCUCCUGGAGACAGACAACUCGGAAGACAAGCCGGAUAAAAGAGGUCACAUUUUUGGUCACCUUUAUGGACACAAAUGUAGAUACAAGAUGCUCACGUGCCCAAAACCCUGCGUCCAUGGCACAUGCUAUAAAUCAAGAUAUUGUAGAAGUUGCUCACCUCGUUGCAAAUGUGACAAAGGUUGGGAGGGAGACGAUUGCUCAUUACCCAUUGAUGAGUGUCGUAGCAAUCCUUGCCAGAAUGGUGCAACCUGCGUAGAUCGUGAGGCUGACUAUACCUGUUUGUGUGCGGAAGACUACAUAGGCCGAUCCUGCGAAUAUUGGGUAAACUGUGAGCCGGAAUCGAAUCGCUACAUCUACGACCAGAAAGAAGGCUACAUAACAUCACCGGGAUUCCCUGGACCGUACGGCCGCAUGGACAGGUGUCCAUUCAUCAUUGGGUCUCCAAAUGCCAAGAAGAUCGAAAUCAAAUUUGAUGUCAUUGACUUUGAUUUCGAUUUAGGUUUUCUGGAAUAUGCACCCGGUGGUACUCUGGAUUUUGGUGGAGGAACGAAAAGUGCUCGAGAUGUUUUAAACCAAACCAUUGUUAUAAAUGAUGACAAGGUGUCUAUCUUCUUUCAGUCUAAUGACAACCGACAUCAACUGCCAGGCUUCCGCAUGCAUUACAAAAUCACCUAUGUAAGCUGUGCUGACAAGCCUUGUCAGUAUGGAAUUUGCCGUGACGAAGAGAAGGGUUUCACCUGUGAAUGUCCUGCCGGCUACGAGGGGGAAUUAUGCCAGACAAAUAUCGACGAGUGCGCUAGUAAUCCCUGUAAGGAAAGCUCUACCUGCGUGGAUGGUGAUAAUGGAUUUUCCUGCAAGUGUGCCGAGGAUUUUACUGGGACUCUAUGUGAAACAAAAAUCACACCUUGCUCCAGCAAUCCUUGCCAGAAUGGCACUUGUAAGGACGAACUGAAUGGCUUCAGUUGUGAAUGUUCACCGGGCUACGAGGGUAACUUAUGUGAGACUGACAUUGAUGAAUGUAGCAGCUCUCCGUGUCAGAAUGGUGCCGAGUGUGUAGAUGGUGUCAACAUGUUUACAUGCAACUGCGCUCCAGGAUUCAACGGGGAACUCUGUCAAACAGACAUUGAUGAAUGCAGCAGCAAUCCUUGUCUGAACGGUGUCUGUCAUGAUGAAGUGAAUGGCUUCAGCUGUGAAUGCUCUCCAGGCUAUGCGGGUGACUUAUGUCAGACAGACAUUGAUGAAUGUAGCAGUACUCCAUGUCAGAAUGGUGCCGAGUGUGUAGAUGGUGUCAAUAUGUUUACAUGCAAUUGUGCUCCAGGAUACGAAGGAUCGCUCUGCCAAACAGAUAUUGAUGAAUGUAGCAGCACUCCCUGUCAGAAUGGUGGCGAGUGUGUAGAUGGUGUCCAUAUGUUUACAUGCAACUGUGCUCCAGGAUUCAACGGAUCACUCUGUCAAACAGACAUCGAUGAGUGUAGCAGCAAUCCUUGCCUGAACGGUGUCUGUCAUGAUGAAGUGAAUGGUUUCAACUGUGAAUGCCCUCCAGGCUAUGAGGGGGACUUAUGUCAGACAGACACAGAUGACUGUAGCAGCACUCCGUGUCAGAAUGGUGCCGAGUGUGUAGAUGGUGUCAAUAUGUUUACAUGCAACUGUGCUCCAGGAUUCAAUGGAUCACUCUGUGAAUCUGAUACUGACGAAUGUAGCAGCACCCCGUGUCAGAAUGGUGCGGAGUGUGUAGAUGGUGUCAAUAUGUUUACAUGCAACUGUGCUCCAGGAUUCAACGGAUCACUCUGUCAAACAGACAUCGAUGAGUGUAGCAGCAAUCCUUGCCUGAACGGUGUCUGUCAUGAUAAAGUGAAUGGUUUCAGCUGUGAAUGCUCUCCAGGCUAUGAGGGGGACUUCUGUCAGACAGACACAGAUGACUGUAGCAGCAUUCCGUGUCAGAAUGGUGCCGAGUGUGUAGAUGGUGUCAAUAUGUUUACAUGCAACUGUGCUCCAGGAUUCAACGGAUCACUCUGUGAAUCUGAUACUGAUGAAUGUAGCAGCACUCCCUGUCAGAAUGGUGCGGAGUGUGUAGAUGGUGUCAAUAUGUUUACAUGCAACUGUACUCCAGGAUUCAACGGAUCACUCUGUCAAACAGACAUCCAUGAGUGUAGCAGCAAUCCUUGCCUGAACGGUGUCUGUCAUGAUGAAGUGAAUGGUUUCAGCUGUGAAUGCUCUUCAGGCUAUGAGGGGGACUUAUGUCAGACAGAUACUGAUGAAUGUAGCAGCACUCCAUGUCAGAAUGGUGCCGAGUGUGUAGAUGGUGUCAAUAUGUUUACAUGCAACUGUGCUCCAGGAUUCAACGGAUCACUCUGUCAAACAAACAUUGAUGAGUGCGGUAGCAAUCCUUGCCUGAAUGGUGUCUGUCAGGAUGAAGUGAAUGGUUUCAGCUGUGAAUGUUUUCCGGGCUAUGAGGGGGACUUAUGUCAGACAGAUACUGAUGAAUGUAGCAGCACUCCGUGUCAGAAUGGUGCGGAGUGUGCAGAUGGUGUCAACAUGUUUACAUGCAACUGUGCUACAGGAUUCAACGGAUCACUCUGUCAAACAGAUGUGGAUGAAUGUAAUAGCGAUCCUUGCAUGAACGGUGCUACGUGCGUUGAUGGUGUCAACGAGGUUUUGUGUUCCUGUGCUGCGGGAUUUACAGGAGUGGUCUGCGAGAUUGCCAUUGAUGAAUGCAGCAGCAAUCCUUGCCUGAACGGUGUCUGUCAUGAUGAAGUGAAUGGUUUCAGCUGUGAAUGCUCUCCAGGCUAUGAGGGGGACUUAUGUCAGACCAACAGCGAUGAAUGCCGCAGUACUCCUUGUCAGAAUAAAGGUGUCUGCAUUGACAAAGUAGACGCAUUUAGCUGUGAAUGUUCGCCAGGCUUCAAUGGUACCCUGUGCGAAACAAAUAUCGAUGAGUGCAACAGCAAUCCUUGCAUGAACGGUGCUACGUGCGUUGAUGGUGUCGAUGAGGUCUUGUGUUCUUGUGCUGCAGGAUUUACCGGCGCUGUCUGCGAGACAGAUAUCAAUGAGUGCGACAGCAGUCCCUGUCAGAAUGGUGUCUGUAUUGAGGGUGUCGACAGUUUCACUUGUGAAUGCUCUCCAGGUUACGAGGGUGCCAACUGCGAAAAAAAUAUUGACGAGUGUGUCAGUAAUCCAUGUCAGAAUGGUGCUACGUGCGUUGAUGGCAUCAGCGAGGUUUCUUGUACGUGUGCUCCAUACUUUACUGGAUCUGUCUGCGAGACUGCGACAAAUCAGCCUCAACCUGCGACUACAGUCGAUGCGUGUAACAGCAAUCCUUGUCAGAAUGGCGUCUGUCGAAGCGAAGUAGGUAGUUUCAGCUGUGAGUGCUCGGAAGGCUUUGAAGGUGACCUUUGCGACACUGCAACAAAUCAACCUCAACCUACAAUUGCAAUCAAUGCAUGUGACAGCAAUCCUUGUCAGAAUGGCGUCUGUCGAAGCGAAGGGGGUAGUUUUAGCUGUGAGUGCUCGGAAGGCUUUGAAGGUGACCUUUGCAACACUGCUGUUACAAGGAUCGAUGGAUGCACCACUAAUCCGUGCAAGAAUGGCAUCUGCAUUAGCCAAAGUUCCGAUGAGUUCAAAUGCAUUUGUUCCAAAGGCUUCGAAGGCAGUUUAUGUGAAAUCAAUAUUGAUGAGUGUGACAGCUCUCCAUGUCAAAAUGGUGCUGAUUGUGUGGAUGGUAUCGACAAGGUUUAUUGUGUGUGUACGGUGGGCUUCACCGGACACCUGUGUGAAACUAAGCAACCCAACGGAUUAAUAUCUCCUGAAGGGCCUGAAGUGGACACACAAACAAUUUACACGCUAGUGAAUCUGGUCAGUGAAUACUGCGUCAAGAAAGUCGUCGUUCAUAAGCGUGGUGAUUGCACCAGUGAGCAUCUGACCGGUGCUGUAGUCCGUGGUGGGACCAGCUCUACCAGUCUAAACAACGGAGUGUGCGGCACUCCCCUGACCGCCCAGCAAGCUGAAGUUCCCAGAUCUACCGUAGGCUUCGUCUGUGACCCUCCCAUGACGGCCAAGUUUGUCACCGUUGAUAUCCCACUGUUGAGAGUCAGUCAAAAACCGCCAUGUGAAGUGACAAUCGAGCAGGCAACGCCUGGACCUUGCUAGAAUUUAGUCUGAUAAAUGUGAACGUUAAAGGACCAUUUUGAAUGCUUACUAAUCUACAACAGAAUUUUUUA